AUGGCCUCUUCCUCUUCCUUCUCUUUUAUUGAUUCAUGGACUUAUGAUGUGUUCUUGAGUUUUAGAGGUAAGGAUACUCGCAACAAUUUUACUGCCCAUCUAUAUGCAGCUUUGCGUCGAAAUGGAAUCAACACCUUCAUGGAUGACCAGCUUAGAAGUGGAGAAGAAAUUUCACCAGCACUCCUCAAAGCCAUUGAAGAGUCACAGAUUUCGAUCAUUGUAUUCUCUAAAAACUAUGCAUCAUCCAAAUGGUGCUUGAACGAGUUAAUGAAGAUCCUUGAGUGUAAAAGAACAAAGGGGCAACAAGUUUUACCAUUGUUUUAUAAUCUAGAUCCGUCGGAGGUGCGGAAUCAAACCACUAGUGUUGGAGAAGCAUUUGUCAAACAUGGAGAGAGGUUCAAGAAUGAUGAAAAUAAGGAACGAACCAGAAUUUAUUUUGAAUGGGUGAAUUCAAUAUUAGUAAAAAAGACAGACUUGCAAGUUGCCCGGUAUCCAGUUGGAGUAGAGUCCCUUUUACAAGAUGUGAAGUUGGUUUUAGAUAUAAAGAACAUUGUCGGUAUACGAAUGGUAGGGAUCUUCGGAACUGGUGGAGUUGGUAAGACAACUCUUGCCAAAGCCAUUUACAACUCGAUUGCUUCUCAGUUUGAAGGUAGUUAUUUUCUUGAAAACAUUAGAGAAACUUCCAGCCAAAAGGGUCUAAUCCAUUUGCAAAAUAAACUUCUUUCUAAGAUCCUAGAAUGUUCAAGUAUAAUAGUUGACAAUGUUGAUCAAGGAAUUACUUUGAUAGAGCAGAGGCUUUGCCGAAAAAGGAUACUUCUCGUUCUUGAUGACGUGGAUCAUUCAGACCAAAUAGAGAAGAUUGUUGGAAAUUGUGAUUGGUUUGAUUCAGGAAGUAGAAUCAUCAUAACAACAAGAGAUGCACAUUUACUAAGUAAGUAUCAAGUUUUAACCUACAGGGUGAGAGAAUUGGAUCACUACGAAGCUCUUCAACUCUUUAGUUAUCAUGCGUUCAAUAGAGAUAGCCCUGAUGAUGGUUAUGUGGAAGUCACAAACGAUGUAAUAAAUUAUGCCGGAGGAUUGCCACUAGCUUUAGUAGUGCUAGGCUCAGCUCUUAAAGGAGAGGAGGUAGGAUGUGUCACAAAAAUACUAGGUAGUUGUGGCAUCAAAGAGCUAAUGGACAGGUGUCUGAUAACUGAGUCUGACAAAUUAUUGGAGAUGCAUGACUUAUUGCAAGAAAUGGGUAGAGAAAUUGUUCGACAAGAAUCACCUAAAGAACCUGGCAAACGGAGUAGAUUGUGGUUUCAUGAAGAUGUUCGUAAUGUCUUAGAAGGAAAUACGAAUUUCGUAAACUUGACAUCUAUGGAUUUCUCUGGUUGUGAAUUCCUUACAAAAAUUCCUGAUGUUUCUAGGAUUCCAAAUUUAGAGAAAUUGGAUCUUGGUUAUUGCAAGAAUUUAGUUGAGGUUCAUCAUUCAAUUGGAUUUCUCGAUAAGCUCAUUUAUUUGUUUGCUAUAGAAUGCUCUAAUCUUAGAUGUUUUCCGAGAAGCUUCAAGUUGAGAUCUCUCGAACAUCUUGAUCUUAGUUUUUGCUCAAGACUUAAAAACUUCCCUGAAAUUGAGUGUGAAAUGGAAUGUUUAGAGGUCAUCGACUUAAGCGAUAGUGGUAUAGAGGAAUUGCCAUCGUCCAUUGGGUACCUCGUUGGGGUUGAAGAUAUAUUUCUUUGUGGGUGCACAAAUCUUAAGAAUCUUCCAGAUAGCAUUCAUCGGUUGCAAAAUUUAACGUAUCUUUCUCUCCGCGGUUGUACUAGUAUGAAAGAACUUCCUUCAUCCAUUGGGUACUUGGGUAAGAUUAGAACAAUAAAUCUAAGUUUUUGCAAAAACCUCAUGACUCUUCCAGAUAACAUAAAUCAAUUGCUAGAUUUAAUUUAUCUUUCUCUCAAUGGUAGCGGUAUAAAAGAAUUUCCUUCAUCCAUUGGGUACCUGGGUAGUAUUGAAGAAUUAUAUCUCGGUGAUUGCACAAACCUUAUGAAUCUUCCAGAUACCAUUUAUCAGUUGCAACAUUUAAAGCAUCUGAAUCUCACAGGUUAUACAAAAGUUGUUGAGUUUCUAAAGAAGGGGGAAGAUAUUUUAUCCAUGGAGAAAUUUGCAAUUUCAUCAUGGGCAGAAUCACUCCAAUUGUCACCUCCGACAAAUACAAGCAAUUCUAAUGAUUCUAAUGAUGGUUGUUCCUCGGCAUCAUUUCCAAAACUUCAAGAAUUGGAUCUUAGUAAUUGUUCCCCAUCACAAUCAAAUUUUUGUAGGAUCUUAGCUUUUUACUCCUCAUUAGAGACAUUAGAUCUAUCAGGGAGCGAUAUUGUAACCCUUCCUCCAUACGUCAGAAGAUUUGUCGGAUUGAAGUCCCUUUCUUUGAAUAAAUGCAAGCAACUUCGAGAAAUUCUAGGACUUCCACCGAAUGUAAGAGAAGUGUAUGCUAAGAGCUGUGUAUCAUUGGAAAUAUUUUUAGAACAAGCUAGAAGCUCUCUUGAAUUGUUUAAUACGUGCGACCCACUAGAGCCCGUGGAGGCUGGAACGGUACGUUCCACACUGCUAUCGCUGAAUCUUGGCAAUAGUGUCCUAACAGAAUUAGAUUUCGCGACUCAACAUGAAUGCCCUUUCAAUUUGGAAAUUCUAUGUCUAUCAAGUAGCAGUAUCGUUAGCCUUCCUACGUGGGUCAACAAAUUUGUUGCAUUGGAAGAGCUUAACUUGGACAGUUGCAAGCAACUUCGUGAAACUCCAGAACUUCCACCAAGUAUAAGAUCGAUAAAUUUGGGCCAAUGCUCGUCAUUGGAAAGACAUAAAUUUGGUGAUAUACGUGAUUUACCAAUGCUUCGGUGGAUUGACUUGUCUGAUUGCUCUGAACAUAUAAACAAUGAUGUACAAAUGCAUUUAUUGAGUCAGGUGCAUCUUAAGGACCGUUACUUUGGAUGUAUAUAUCCGGGAAAUAAGAUUCCAGAAUUCUUCAGCCAUCGUAAAGAGGUUUCAAAUACAAAUUGGUGUGAAAUAGAUAUCAAUGAGCCUAUACAUUUGGGUUCGAAGAAUGCAAGAUUUGCUUUCUCUGCUGUUUUUGGAAGACCGGAUGGACAAGUUGAGGAAGGUACUGUAAUGUGUGUUGAAGUCAUCAUUAAUGGUCAUGAAAUCUUUUGUCUUGACCGAGUACAUAUUUCAACCAGCUCAGAUCAUGUAUGGUUGCUUUACCGUGGUUCGUUCGAUUCUCAGAUAAUGAUGGGUACUCUUCGAGUUCAAUUUACAUGCAAGGAUGUAAAUGAAAAUCCUUCAAAGUCGGUGUUCUUGAAAAGUUGCGGAUUCCAUCUCGAACACAGAUAUCAAGAGAAUACAAUAGGUUUAAUGGACGGUGUUCAACUUUCUAAGAGACACCGUGAUGAUGAUGACGACGAUGACAAGUUUGAAUCCAAUUGGUACCCACACCAAAAAAGGCAUUCUUCAAUGCUCCAGACUAGUUUAACCUUGGGCCUUAGAGUUUCAGAUGCAGAGGAUAUGCCCCUAUGUGAAUCACAACCACUGAACCACAUCAAUCAAAUCACAGACAAAACUUAA
This is a messenger RNA of Corylus avellana, 3591 nucleotides long. NCBI's taxonomy places the organism in Eukaryota, Viridiplantae, Streptophyta, Magnoliopsida, Fagales, Betulaceae. The record is from RefSeq and is a predicted model, not a curated record.